Molecule: messenger RNA, 8435 nt
Organism: Drosophila subobscura
Lineage: Eukaryota; Metazoa; Arthropoda; Insecta; Diptera; Drosophilidae
Gene: Prosap
Product: SH3 and multiple ankyrin repeat domains protein 1
Exons: 13
Coding region: 1460-7312 (1950 amino acids)
Cellular component (GO): postsynaptic density; postsynaptic membrane; dendritic spine
Molecular function (GO): synaptic receptor adaptor activity; ionotropic glutamate receptor binding
Source: RefSeq, a predicted model, not a curated record
CUAAAAACUCGCGCGAACACGAACGGACGGGGAUAGUGUCGAAUUUGUUUCUGAAAUCAGAAAAUUCCGAUAAAUCAGUGAUAAAAAUUGAUAAAUUUGAAAAGAUAACGAAAUUGAAAAAUAUAUGCGUACAUCAAUUAGAUUUUUAAUUCCAAGAGGUUGAUCUGCGCGUUUUCUUCUGUGCGUGCGAGUGAGACGGGAACACAGAGAAUGCAAGUGCCUGAUGAAGAUGAUAGAAAAAUAACGGUGCAUCAAGUAUUGAAAUAAGAUUCCAGUGCAAGCAUUUUCUAAAACCGUUUUGAAAAAUAUUCGAAAAUGUUGUCUCAAAAUCAAUUGAAAUUCGUCAAGUGAAGUGCAAAAACAGAAACGAAACGAAACCGGUUCGCCUCCGCAAAGAGCAAACCCAAUAGCAAAACCAAAAUCAAAGGCAGCGCAAGAAUUUUUGUUGUUUGGCCAAAGUAGCGCUGCCGGCGUCGUCGCCGUCGCUGCCGUUUGGUGCGUCCGUGUGUUUGUGCGUGCGCGUGUGUGUGUGCGAGCAUCUUGGAGAAAAGAGGCAAAGUCAACGGGCAAAGGAAAAGGUACGCAGUGAUAGAGAGAAAGAGAGGCAAAAAACGUGGUAGGAAUUUCUUGUUUUUAGACAGGCAAAAGGCAAAAGCCAAAAACAAAAGCAGAAACCUGUUCCCUGCAAGAAAACAACGACGACGGGGCUCUGCUGCCACAAAAAGUGGCACAAGUGAAAAUUCCUGCCUUCUUGUUGUUGUCUUUUAUUAUGAUUUUUUUCGGUUUUUUUGACAAUUGCCAAAAGUGAAAAUCAAUUGGCCAAGGCGCGCGCGCACAGAGAGCAAAGGAAAGAGCGAGUGAGUCCUGUUUUUUACCCAACCCAAAAAUCGGAGAACGAAAACCUGACGAAAUAAAAUACCGCUAACAACAAAAACAAAUGUAAAUCCUUAGGAGAUUGCAACAAAAGUAAACAAAUUUCAACCGGAUUGCGGGGAAAUUCUGGAAAAGCAAAAAAAAUAAAAGAGAGAGCGGCAAGUGGUGGAGAGACGGAGAGAGAGGUAAUUAAAUGGCAAUUUCUCAUCAAUUUCAUGGCAUAUUUCACGAAAGAUCCAUGAUGCGUCCCAGUCAACGGAAGAGUACUAAAACCUUCAACGAAAUGUCCAAACGAAACGCGUUCCACCAGAAAAAGGCACCAACCUACCGACCAAUCAAAUAAGCAUUCAACUUAAGCGAAGUGCACGAGAGAAUACCAUUAGGGAAUCAUCGAAUCGAUAAAUAGUAAGCCGCAAAAGGAAGGAAGGAUAGAAAGGAAGGAGAGUGUUUGCACACAGGAGAAGAAGCCCCUGCCUGCACACAGGGGAACAUUGGUAGAGAUAGAGAGAGGGAGUUGGAGAGAAAAGCCGUCAAAAUUACGACGUAUCACCCACCAACACCGAAAGUCAAACAGAACCCGGCCAACAUGGACGCCACGUCCGGGCCGGGUGCGUUUGACGAUGAACCGCCGCCAGAGCCACGAGACGGAUGGCUGCUGGUGCGCAUCCAUGUGCCGGAGCUGAACGUCUACAAGUGUCUGCAGUUCCCAUCGGAGCGUCUCGUCUGGGAUGUCAAGCAGCAGGUGCUCGCCUCGUUGCCAAAGGUGGCCUUCUGGUUUAAGGAACUGAAGGAGAGCUUCAACUACGGCCUCUUUGCACCGCCCUCGAACGGGAAGGCGGGAAAGUUUCUGGAUGAAGAGCGUCGGCUGGGCGACUAUCCAUUCAACGGGCCCGUCGGCUACUUGGAGCUCAAGUACAAGCGACGCGUAUACAAAAUGCUGACCCUGGACGAGCGCCAGCUGAAGGCGCUGCACACGCGUGCCAAUCUGCGUCGCUUCCUCGAGUGCAUCAACGGCGGGCAUGUGGAGAAGAUUGCCAAGAUGUGUGCCAAGGGACUGGACCCGAACUUCCACUGCUCGGAGAGCGGCGAGACACCGUUGAGCGUGGCGACCGGUGCCAAGAAACCCAACAAAGUGCUCAUUGCUCUGGUCAAUGGCGGAGCUCUGUUGGAUUACCGGACCAAGGACGGCACCACGGCACUGCACCGGGCUGUAGAGCACGACUCCCUGGAGGCGGUCAGUACCCUUCUCGAGCUUGGUGCGUCGCCCAACUAUCGCGAUGGGCGUGGCAUCACUCCCCUUUACAUCUCGAUCACCAGAAAGUGCGAAUCGAAGAUCACGGAGAGCCUGCUCCAUGACCAUGCGACGCUGGGCAUCCAGGAUAGCCAGGGCUGGAACGAGGUCCAUCAGGCCUGCCGGCACGGGCUGGUUCAGCACUUGGAACACCUCCUGUUCUACGGUGCUGACAUGGAUGGCCGCAAUGCGUCCGGCAAUAGCCCGCUGCAUGUGUGCGCCGUCAACAACCAAGAGGCUUGUGCCCGAAUGCUUCUCUUUCGGGGCGCCCAGCGCGGUGCCCAGAACUUUGCCAACCAAACUCCCUAUCAGGUGGCUGUCAUAGCUGGCAACUUGGAGCUGGCCGAAGUCAUUGAGAACUACAAAUCGGAGGAUAUUGUACCCUUCCGCGGACCGCCGCGCUACAAUCCAAAGCGGCGCUCGGGCAUCGGUUGGCUGAGCGCCAAUGGGGCCGCCGGUGCAGCUCUGCUGGCUGCGGCUGGCGGUGGUCUUGGUGGUGCAAUGAUCAAUGGCAAUGGCAUCGGAAGUGGCAGUGGCAGUGGCACCGUCAACGGCAGUGUUGGCGGUGGGGGUCUGAUGAUGAUGAUGAUGCAUCAGAACCACCAGCAGCAACAGCAUCAACACCAACAGAACCAUCCCAGCAAUCCACAUCAUCUGCACCACCAGCACCAACACCAGCACCAGCUUCAGCUGCAUCAGUUGCAGCUGCACGGUCCGCCCUCGCCAUGCCCCUCGGAGCAUAUGCUGGGCGCCUACAGCUCGGCCAGCUCCAGCCUCUCCGAGGGCUCCUCGGGACACCGUUCACACGAGGACGACAUCAGCAUUGUGACAGACAAAUCGCUGGGCGAUACGAGCGACAUCAUCAGCGACUCGUCGGGUGUGGGCACCAACUCGGACUCGGCCGCCUGCUCGAUUGGACACCCCAGCACCACUGUGGUGUGCAUGGAGCCGUAUGUCGGCAACACAGUGGGCCACAUCCGACUGCAGCCCGGCGACGUCAUCGAGGUGGUGGGCAGCACCGACUGCGGCCUCCUCGAGGGCUAUGUCAGGGGCACCAAUCAGUCGGGCUUCUUCCCCGCCGACUGCGUCCAGGAGGUCAAUCUGCGGCAGAAGCACAUCACCAAUGUGAUGACCGCCAGCACGGGCAUGCCCGCUCCCCAGCAGGCUCCGCUUCAGCCCCAACAGCAGCAGCAGCCAUCCUCCUCCGCCUCGUACCAGGGAUCGCCACAGCUCAGCCUUGGCGGCCACUCGGGCAGCUCGAGCACCCUGCUGCAGCAGCCCCACCACUCGCCCUCGCUCUCGAUGACCAGCAACGGCUCCUGCCAGCAGCCCCAGUCACAGUCCCAGCAGCAGCAGCAGCAAGCAGAGAGCAACGGCGGAGCUGGAGCCCCUAGCAACAACAACAACUCCAUUGGACAGUACAGCAGCGCCACGGCGCCGCGUAUCAAGAAGAGCGCCUACAAUGCCCCACGAUCGGUGGUGCUGCACCGUGCCAAGCGCGGCUUCGGCUUCAUUUUGCGUGGGGCCAAGGCCAGCUCCCAGCUGAUGCAGCUGCGACCCUCGGAGCGUUUUCCGGCUCUGCAGUACUUGGACGACGUGGAUCCGGGCGGUGUGGCGGACAUGGCCGGACUGCGGCCGGGCGACUUCCUGCUGACCAUCAACGGGGAGGACGUGAGCGCCGCCUCGCACGAGCAGGUGGUGGAGAUGAUCCGCUCGGCGGGUGCCCUGGUCAAUAUGACGGUGAUAUCGCCGCAGUUCCCCCACCAGAUGCAGGCCACUGUCCAGUAUCUGCCCAGCGGGGCCAGGGCAGGCAGCCAGCACUUGUCGAGUGGUCCGAGCACACCGCAGACUUCGCACCGCCAGUGCGCCACGCUGCCACGCAAGAUGUCAAUGGGACCGGGCAGCCAUGGCGGCUCCUCGGCCGGGGGCAGUGUGCGGAUGGCACCCAUGCCGCCGCGAAGGGACCCCAAGACGACGCUGAGCGUGGGUCGUGCCAGGGCCAAGUCCAUGGUGGCUGGCCUCGAAAACGGCGGCGAGAAGGAGGACGAUGUGCCGCACACCAAGUCCAAUUCGGUGGAGUCCAUUGCCACGUCUAUAGCGGCGUCGGCGUCCACAAGCAACGGCAACGGGAACGGCAAUGGAAAUGGCAACAACAAUCAGACGGGACCCGGCACCCCCGUCCAGCUGCGCACGGCCAGCAUCAAGGCUCGUCCCACGUCCAGUCGGAUUACGGCCGCCGAGCUGGAGGAGCUGUUCCAGCGGCAGCAGGGCGAUGGCAGCGCCGCCAAUGCCAGCCGCUAUGCGACCAUGAUGACCAGCUCCCGGUUCCAGUCCGGCACAGACAGUGGCGCGGCCACGCCGCCCGCCACGAACGGAUCCCCCAUGCGGAGCGGACCCCUGGUCUACGGCAGUGUGGCGGAAAUGAAGCGCAAGACGGCCAGGAGCAAGCAUGGCGGCAUCAUCGGCACUGGCAACGGUACGUUGCGUGGCAAGCCAGUGGCCACGCCCACAGUGGGUGGAGCUGGUUUAGUGGGCGGCGCUGGGGGACGCGACUUGAAGCGAUUCCACUCGACGCCCGAUCUGCACGGUGCCCAGCUGCACGGCUCAGUGUCGUCCAUCUGGCAGGCGGCCGGCAAGGGUCAUCACUCGCAGGACGAUGUGGCCACGCUGCACGCUUCGCUGCAGCGUCUGAACACCAUGGAGGGCAAGGGCGGAGCCGGACAAGUGCUUCCCCCACCCAAUCAUCCCCCACCGCCACCGCCUGUCGGCCAGGUGGUCAAGGUGGAGACCCGAAGCAGCGUCUCGGAGUACGAGAGCACCGUCUCCCUGCAGCAGAAGCUGAAGAAGCGGGCCGAGAACGAUGCCGUGACCAGUGCGGCCAUCGAUGGCGUCCAGAGCAGCUUCAAUCCCUCGGCCAACGCCAAGAUCUAUGCCUCGCCCCAGGAGCUGCGCAACGUGAUGGCCUGGAAGCUGCGCCAAGCGCAAGAGAAGCCGCCCCAGGAGACCUCCGCGAGCUCACAGCAGCAGCAACAGCAGCCACAGCAGCCACAGGCACAGCACCAGGUCAGUUCCCAGUAUGCAGCUCCCACACAGAUGCGUCCUCAGCAACAACAACAACAACAACAGCAGCCACAGCAGCCCACUGGAGUGCCCGCCUCCCACUAUGCGGCGCCUCAGGUGCAAGUGCAGCAGCAGCAACAGCAACAACAGCCUUCACCCCAGUCCCCGCCUGCACCACCGCCACCACAGUCACAAUUUCAGCCAGCGCCUGUUGCAGUUCAGCAAGCAGCACAGAAUGGAAAUGGAAGUGCCAGUGGAGGUGGAGGUGGAGCACCACCCAUACCAGAGCCGGACUAUAGCUGCAGCGAGUCGGAUGGGGAGGACGAGAACUCAAUUUUGGUGGCGCGCAACACGAAACUCAACGAGAAGAUAGCCCUGUUCGAUGUGCCAGAGACCAGCGGCAACAGUCAGGCCAGUGGCAGCAGCUCAAACUCUGGCAGUGCGUCCAUCUCGCAUUCGUUGUCGGUGGAGGAGAUACAACGCAUACGCAGCAAUCUCAAGACCUCCAAGUCAUCGCCCAACGGCUUCGCAAAGAAGUCAGAGGAGGAGCAACAACAGCAGCAGGUGCAACAGCAGCCACAACCACACCCAGUAGCAGGUCCAGGCGAAGACGAGUGUGACACUAGCAGCUCGGUGGUAGGAAACGAUCAAGAAGGUUUGAUGGCCAUAGCAGGAGCAGCAGCAGGAGCAGCAUCUGUAGCUGCGAAGCCCACAGACACCAUCAAGAAGAAGCCGACAGUGACCAUUGUGGAGGAGCCGAAGACUAUACCCGAUCAGCCCAUGACCAGCAGCAAGCCCAUGGCCAAGACCACAAUCAGCAUAGGAGGAGCAAGUGCAGGAGCAGCCACCACAACGCUGACUGUCAAGCAGUUGGUGCAACAGCAGCACGCUCCCGCUAUACAACAGCAGCAACAACAGCAACAGCAGCAGCAGCUCGGCAGCAAGCCGACAGCAACAGUGGCCACAAUGGCCAGCAACAUCAACAUGAAAGCUCUUGGCGGCAACAAUGCCACAUCAGUGAUGAGUCCGCAGGUUCUGGGACGCAUACCCAACGUGCAUCACCAUCAGCAGCAGCAGCAGCAGCAACUGCAACAGCAGGCUAAUCCCAACCAGAAAUUGAUUGCCACGCAGCAGCAGAUUCUGCAGCAACAGCAGCAGCAGCUGGCCCACCAGCAACAUCUUCAGCAGAUCCUCAAGGCGAAGGCAGCCGCCGCCGGGGGAGCUAGCAACACGGCCGCCUUGGUGGCCAAGCAUCAGCAGCAGUUGCACAAGGGAAACAGCGGCCACGAAUCGGAGAUGGAGCAGCGUUCCGACCUAGAGGACGACGACGGAGAAUUGAGUCCCUCGCCGCCUGCUAAGGCAUUCCAGCGGCACAACUCGCUCACCCGCAAGCAGGCAGCGGCCAUUGCCAUGCAGCGGGGCGUGACUCGCACCUCGGCCGUCUCGCUGAUGCAGUUACCGCCGCCCUUAGAGGCCGACAGCGAUGGUGAGCCUUCACAGCACACACUGCAACGUCAGCAUCCACAUCCUCAUCCGCACCAGCUCCAGCUGCAGCAGCAGCAGCAACAGCAGCAGAUCCAACAACAGCAGCAGAUGGCCACGCAUAUUGUGGGCGUAUUGCCCAGCGGACAGUUGGUAGCUGUUGCCUCUGGUGCUGUUGCUGGUGUGCCGGGCGGAGCGGCUGUGGCGCAGCCUGGCAACAACAAUAUGCAGCUAUGCACCGAGAACUUGGUCCUGGCGCCACCGCCGCAGUUCUGCGAUUGUAACGAUGCCAAGCACGCGCCGCAGUCGCAGCCCCAUCUGCCUGGCAGCCAAUACCAUCCUCAGCAGCAUCAAAAUCAGCAGCAGCAGCAACUCCAGCAGCAUCAACUCCAGCAACAGCAACAGCAACAGCAGCAAUUGCAGCAGCAACAACUGCAGCAGCUUCAACAGCAACAGCAGCAACAACAACAACAGCAGCAGCAACAACAGAUGCUGCACCACCACCAGCGUCUGUCUGGUGGUGCUGGAGCUGGAGCGGUGGGCACCUUGGGACGUGUGCGCAUCGUUGGCUCCAUGCCCAAGGCCAAUCACCAUAGACUGCACUAGGCUGGGCUGUGAGAGCUGCAGGAGCUGCGGGAAUCAAAUCAAACAUUUGCCAAAUCGUUAAUUCGUUAAUUAGAGUUAGUCAACAGUCAUUGCCAUUCACAACGAAUAGCAGCGGCUGCCUGCAACCGAUGAAAGACGCCACAAGUAGAGCAUUAAGCAAACACACAUAAGGGGCACAGCAGGAAUAGCAAUGAAUCCGUUUCGGAUACAAAACCAAUCGUUGCUACUUCUGUAUAUUUCAAGCAAAUACACAACAUUCAAGUUCAAAGCGCUAAACCCACAAGAAAGUAAUUAUAAAUUCAGAAAUUGUAGAACUAGAGGCAGAGAUUAUGUUCAUGUGUCUCCAAUUUGCCCAAGGAAACGCAGGAAACUAAACGAAACACAAUCUUAAAUUACAUUUAUUAUAUUUAUUGCGUGUGAUAUACAUUUAUGUAGGCUGACCGAGACCAGCAACUAAACAACAAUAUUUCUAAUCUAAUGACAGAGCAAGUGCAGGAUGCAAUGUACGUAUGCAAUAUUUUAUUAUGUUAGUCACAAAAACCAAUCGCACUCCUUUUCCAACCAUUGAAAACAAACUGAAUCGAACUGAAUGUAUUUCGUUUCUUUGGUUUGCUUUCGAUCUGCACAAUUUCAAUGAAAUGUCCCCAUAGAAAUAACUAUAAACACACAUGCAUACAUACUGACAUACAAAUAUGCAUAAAAUAACCGAUUUAGUUCGUAAUGUAGGGGGCCGCCAGGGCAAGUUCAUUUCUUCAGUAUCCAUCCAUUGAUCAUUCGUGUUCGUGUUCGUGUUCGACUAGUGCACAAAACAUUUAAGCGACAUUAACAUUAUUAAUCCAAUACACAACUAGCGUAGGUUUUAUAUACUUACAUAUGCCUAAAGGAAAGUAAAGGAGAAUACAAUACGAUAGAAGUUGCACCGAGUAACAAUAAUAUUUGAAUUUGAGCAUUUAGCCGAAUAUCCAGUCAAGUCAAGUCAACUAAACUAAAUACUAAACAUAUACUAAAACUUAUAAUGUUUUUAAACAUGAAUAUGCGAGUAUAUAACACGAUAUUCCAUACGCGGCAAAUUUCAUAACCCAAAACGAAAACAAAAACUAAAAGCAUAUUGGAAAUCGAAAAC